AUGGACACAUCUUUAGCGACACGUUCUGCUGCCUUACAGAUAGCUACGAUCAUAGCUUCCUCGACAGAUAUUCUCCUCCAAACAGUUGAGCCCUCGCCAUUACCAUCUCCGACUCCAACUCCGUCAAGCUCGCCGCCGGAUGGCUCCCAAAGUACAGGAGAAUGUGAACUACUAGGACCUUUUGCCAUCCUCGUGCAAGCUGCUUUGGGUGGCUUGGCUCUUCUCUCCUUGGUAUACAAAAGAUGGAGGGAGAGACCUCAGCGGCCAUUAAAGAUAUGGGCAUUUGAUGCUUCAAAGCAAGUCUUUGGAUCAGUGUUGUUGCAUUUGGCCAAUUUGCUCAUGUCGAUGUUCUCUGCUGGACAGAUUCAGGCAUCAGUCGCGAAAUAUCAGCCGAACCCUUGCUCCUUCUACCUGCUGAACCUGGCCAUCGAUACUACUUUGGGAAUACCCAUCCUGAUAGUACUUUUAAGACUACUUACUGCUGGUGCGAGCCUGACGCCCUUGGGCAACCCUCCGGAAUCAAUACGUUCUGGCAAUUACGGAACACCGCCACGAGCAACCUGGUGGUUGAAGCAGAGCAUGAUAUACUUCAUGGGUCUACUAGGCAUGAAAGUCUGUGUCUUUAUCAUUUUUGAAUUAUUUCCAUGGAUAGUACAGGUGGGCGACUGGGCCUUGCGAUGGACAGAGGGGAACGAAGCGAUCCAGAUCGCAUUUGUCAUGCUUAUCUUCCCGUUGAUCAUGAAUGCCAUGCAGUACUAUAUCAUUGAUAGCUUCAUCAAGAACAAGGCGCCUCCUCAAGACGAUGACACCCCUGCUGAGGUUGGAGAAGACGGUGCUCUGCUUGCAGACGACGAAGCCUUGGACGGCCAGGAGGCUGGCAAGGAGGAUAGGAAGGUCCCCAAAGACAAGCCUUCGGACCUCCCCAAGAACUCAUUGGCUCGCGAGCGAAGCUUCGAACAGGAUACACCGGAAGCAAGCAGCAGCGGCGGUAUUGGAAACGUGGAAGAGGAAGCGUUGAACGGCAAAUAUGCUCGCUGA
Endocarpon pusillum Z07020 is the source of this 1038-nucleotide messenger RNA. RefSeq lists its product as uncharacterized. NCBI's taxonomy places the organism in Eukaryota, Fungi, Ascomycota, Eurotiomycetes, Verrucariales, Verrucariaceae. The coding region runs from base 1 to 1038 and encodes 345 amino acids. Gene Ontology annotation, cellular component: membrane. The transcript has a single exon. The record is from RefSeq and is a predicted model, not a curated record.